AUUAACGUUCCAGUUAUGAGGCUGAAUGCAUCCAUAAACCAACACGCAGUCGUUUGGUCUGACAAGGAAUAAUCGGCUCCGUCUCUCCAGACGAAGGACAGUCAAUAAAUUUCUACUAAGUUUAGAUCAGCAGGUGUGAAAAUGAAUGCUGGACGUUUGUCUCCUGAAACGACUCUUGGUGAGGAAGAUGAGCGUCAGGGUGAAGCUCAGAGAACAAACCAACAGAUGGGAGAAUCCAGUGGAUGUGAACCAACCUGUAAACUGCUGAAGAAUAAACACUCCAAAGAGUUUGAUUUAGAUUUUAGUGGCUCGCCUCGUAAGACGCACUGGGAGCAGGAAUAUGAAAGCAAAUGCUCUGGAACUGGACCAGAACCAGAACCAGAACCAGAACCAGAACCACAGGGUGUGUCUUUGAAAAGUGACAAACCAAAAGGUUUCAAACCAGCAGCUUCUGCAGAAACCCGUAAAGCUGCAGCCUCUGUGAAGAGCGACUCUUCCAUGGAGAUCGCAACACAGUUCAAAAACAGAUGUCAAACCUUUCAUCACAGCGUCAGCCAGGAGUUCCCAGAUGAAUCUGAGGAUGAAUCUGCCAGAAUCCAGCAUCAAAAAGAGAUAAACUCUGCAUUUAAGAUGCUGGAGGAAAACCUCACGACUUUUAUGAGGAAUGAGCUGCAGAAGUUUCAGAUGAUUCUGAGUUCUGAUUAUUCAGAAACUCUAGAAAAUCAGGAGGAAGACGAGAGGAACUCUGCCGACCGAGAACAGGCAAAGGGCAGCAGGGAGACGUUUCUAAAACUGUCGCUCCUGUUCCUGAGAAGAAUGAGGAAAGACGAUCUGGCCGAUUGUUUGUGGAGCAGAACCUGCGCUACAGAAUGCACACAGAACCUGAAGUCCAGCUUGAGGAAAAGGUUCUGCUGUGUGUUUGAGGGGAUCGCUAAAGCAGGAAACCCAACACUUCUGAAUCAGAUCUACACAGAGCUGUACGUCACAGAGGGAGGCGACGGCGAGGUCACCGCAGAGCAUGAGGUCAGGCAGAUCGAAGCCGCAUCCAGGAAGCAGCGUGUUCAGGAGAAAACUAUCCGACAGGAAAACAUCUUCAAAGCUUCCUCUGAAAAAGACAAACCCAUCAGAACAGUGAUGACGAAGGGAGUCGCUGGAAUUGGAAAAACACUCCUAACGCAGAAGUUCGCUCUGGACUGGGCAGAAAACAGAAGCAACCAGGACAUCCAGUUCAUUUUCCCCUUCACUUUCAGGGAACUCAACGUCCUUAAAGAGAAACGCUUCAGUUUGGUUGAACUUGUUCAUCAUUUCUUUAAUGAGUUCAAAGAAGCACAAAUCUGCAGGUUUAACGAUUUCCAGAUUGUGUUCAUAUUCGACGGGUUGGAUGAGUGUCGACUCCCUCUGGACUUCCACAACAACGAGAUCCUGACCGACGUGACAGAGUCCACCUCACUGGACGUCCUGCUGACAAACCUCAUCAGGGGGAAACUGCUUCCCUCCGCUCUCCUCUGGAUCACCACACGGCCUGCAGCAGCCAAUCAGAUCCCUGCUGAGUGCGUUGACAUAGUUACGGAUGUGAAAGGGUUCACUGAUGUGCAGAAGGAGGAAUACUUCAGGAAGAGGUUUGUAGACCAGAAGCAGGCCAGCAUGGUCGUCUCCCACAUCAAGAUGUCCCAAAGCCUCCGCAUCAUGUGCCACAUCCCCGUCUUCUGUUGGAUCAGCGCCACCGUUCUGGAAAAUGUUCUGAGAAACAGGCAAGGAAGAGAGCUACCCAAGACCCUGACUGAGUUAUACAUCUACUUCCUGCUGGUUCAGAGCAAGGUGAAGGAGCGGAAAUAUGAAGGGGGAGCGGAGACAGAUUUAACCUGGAGUCCAGACAGCAGGAAGAUGAUCGAGUCUCUGGGGAAACUGGCUUUUGAUCAGCUGCAGAAAGGAAACCUGAUCUUCUAUGAAACCGAUCUGGCAGGAUCUGGCAUUGAUAUCAAAGCAGCUUCAAUUUAUUCAGGAGUGUUCACACAGAUCUUUAAGGAGGAGAGAGGGAUUUACCAGGACAAGUUGUUCUGCUUCAUCCAUCUGAGUGUUCAGGAGUUUCUGGCUGCUCUUCACAUCCACCUGACCUUCGUGAACUCUGGUGUCAACCUGCUGGAUGACAAACAGCCAAAACAAAGGGUCUCUAAGGCCUUUAAAAACCAGCCUAACGUAAGAAAACUUCACCAAACGGCUGUAGACACAGCGUUACAGAGUCCAAACGGUCACCUGGAUCUAGUCCUCCGCAUCCUGGUAGGUCUUUCACUGCCAGCCAAUCAAACGCUGCUCCGCGGCCUGCAGACUCAAACAGCAAACGUCUCACAAUCAAACCAGGAAACAGCUGAAUACAUCAAGAGGAAGAUCAGUGACGGUCUGUGUGCGGAGAAAAGCAUCAACCUGUUCCACUGUCUGAAUGAACUGAACGACCGUUCUCUAGUGGAUGAAAUCCAGCAGUACCUGAGAUCUGGGAGUCUUAGCACACGGAAACUGUCUCUGGCUCAGUGGUCGGCUCUGACCUUCAUCCUACUGUCAUCAGAAAAAGAUCUGGACGUGUUUGACCUGAGGAAGUACUCUGCUUCAGAGGACGCUCUUCUGAUGCUGCUGCCGGUGGUUAAAGCCUCCAACAAAGCUCAGCUAAGCGACUGCACCCUCUCUGAGAAAACCUGUGAAGUUUUAUCCUCAGUGCUCAGUUCCCAGAGCUGCUGCCUGAGAGAAGUGGACCUGAGUCACAACGACCUGGAGGACGCAGGACUGGGAGCGUUGUCUUCUGGGCUGUUGGCUCCACAGUGUGGGCUGGAAUCACUGAGGGUUGCUGACUGCAGCCUGUCACAGAGGAGCUGUGAGACUCUUUCCUCAUGUCUCCGUUCACAGAGCUUGAGGCUCAAGAGUCUGGAUUUGAGUUACAACUGCCUGCAGGAUGUCGGACUGAAGCAACUGUCUGAUGGAUUGAAGAGUCCAUUCUGCAAACUGGAAAGCAUUAGUUUGUUGGCAUGCAGCCUGUCGGAGCAGAGCUGUGAAACUCUGGCCUCGGCGCUCAGCUCUCCCUCCUGCAGGCUCAGAUCUCUGAACAUCAGCCACAACAAGCUGGGAGACUCCGGGGUGAAGCGGCUCUGUGACCAACUGAAGGACAAACACUGUCAAGUGGAGACUGUCAUACUUUGUGGAUGCCAACUCUCAGAAAGAUGCUGUCAGUAUCUAUCUGCAGUCCUCAGCACUCAGCCGUCCCACCUGAGAGAGCUGGACCUGAGCAGCAACAACCUGACAGACGCAGGAGUGCAGCAGCUGUGCAGAGGCCUGGGCAGUCCUCACUGCCAGCUGGAGACGCUCAGACUGUCAGGCUGUCUGGUCACAGGAAAAGGUUGCGGCUACCUGGCAUCAGCUCUGAGCUCCAACCCGACUCACCUGACAGAACUGGACCUGAGCUACAACCAUCCAGGAGUCGUAGGGAAACAGAUGCUGUCCUCUGAUCAGAAGGCUUCACCGUGGAAACUGACUAAUCUCAGGUUGAACCCAGGCGGAGACGUCAGGCUGAAACCUGAUGUGAGGAAAUAUUUCUGUGAACUUGAACUGGACAUGAAUUCAGUGAACAGACAACUCCACCUGUCUGACAACAACACAAAGAUUAGACAGGUGAACGACGAGCAGCCGUACCCCGAUCACCCGAACAGAUUCCAGACCUGCUGGCAGCUCAUGUGCAGAAAUGGUCUGACUGGUCGCUGUUACUGGGAGGUGGAGUGGAGGGGAGCGGUUCUCAUCUCUGUGAGCUGCAAAGGAAUCAAACGAAGUGGAAAGAGUGAAGCCUGCAGGUUUGGAAGGAACGAUCAGUCCUGGACGCUGGAGUGCUCCGACGUGUUUGGUUUCUCUGCCUGGCAUGUUAACAGAGAAACAACCAUCUCUGGUCCCUCUGCCAGCCACAGAGUGGGAGUUUAUCUGGACCAUCCUGCAGGAAUGCUCUCCUUCUACCAGGCCUCCUCUCACACCUUGAAGCAUCUCUACACCUUCUGCGCCACAUUUACUGAACCCGUUUAUCCCAGUUUUGGUUUUUGGUCUGGAGCCUCAGUGUCACUGUGUCCAGCAGCUUCAGAGAAACCUGCAGCUUAGAGCUGGAUAAAUAUCACAGCUUCACAUGAUUACAACAAAAACCUUCGAUGUGAAUAGAUAAGCUGUUCUAAACGUGAGAUCUAUUUAACUGUCAUGUUUUCUAUAAAACCAAAUGAUAUCCAGACAUCCUGCUUUACGUUUUAUGAAGGAGACGAACAGCUCGGUUUGAAACCAUCAACAGAUCUGUUAACACAUCUGGAUCACAUUUCUGUCAGCCGUUACAUCCCUUCAGUCCGUUGUCAACAUGUAGUAAUGUGCUUUUCCGAGCCGUCUUUAAACGCACCACGAGUACAGAUCUGGGGUCACCACAGUAUAAUGGUCUGUAGGAGGCGCUGUUGCAUUUGAACACUUUGGUUUACCCCCUAAAAUGGAAACUUUACAGGAGAAACAAACACAAAAAUAAAAAAAGACAAAAAACAAAUAAAAACUAACAUUUAGAAAUAUCUCAGUGGUCUGGACUGAUAUAUUUCCAUAAUAAACAUAAUAAUGGUGGCAGCUUUAAAUCAUGAUUUAUUACUCUUUGUGAUGCUUGACGCCCUUUAUUGAAAAUAAACUGAGGUACAUUUGUCACAGUUUAUCAGUAAUAUUGUAUAUUUAUUAUUGCUAUGCUUCAGUUGAUCAUUUCUGUAAAAUCUGAGGAAUUUAAAAUAAAAAACACAAACUGACUUUCUCAGAAAAUGAAUGUUUUACUCUGCAGGAACAGUUUAUCUUUUAUCAGUUUGAAUUAAAGUCACGUAACGAUGGUGUGAAAACCAGCCCGACCUGAUUAAACUCAGGUUUGAUCUCCUUCCUUCUUCCUUCCUCUUACAGGUUUUGUUUUCCAGACAUUAAGUUUAUUAAAUGUUCACUGGGACAAUAAAAUGGAAAUAAAA
Molecule: messenger RNA, 4997 nt
Organism: Gambusia affinis (western mosquitofish)
Lineage: Eukaryota; Metazoa; Chordata; Actinopteri; Cyprinodontiformes; Poeciliidae
Product: NACHT, LRR and PYD domains-containing protein 3-like
Exons: 15
Coding region: 142-4125 (1327 amino acids)
Molecular function (GO): protein binding
Source: RefSeq, a predicted model, not a curated record